Trichoderma aggressivum f. europaeum is the source of this 1383-nucleotide messenger RNA. RefSeq lists its product as uncharacterized. The transcript is spliced from 4 exons. The coding region runs from base 1 to 1383 and encodes 460 amino acids. The record is from RefSeq and is a predicted model, not a curated record. Lineage: Eukaryota; Fungi; Ascomycota; Sordariomycetes; Hypocreales; Hypocreaceae.
AUGAAGUACGGCGUUCAGUUGGAGCGAGAGUCGGUUCCUGGAUGGAGCUUGCACAACCUCGACUACAACUCCCUCAAGCACGAGAUCAAAGUCCACACAACGCGCGACCAAGCCACAGCCCUCGCCAUUCCCGGUCACCAAGAUACAGCCCUGCAGCGAUUCGAGGAUGCCCUGUACACCGAGCUCUGCCACCAGCACGACCGACUCGACUUGUUUGUCAUCAGCAAGGCGGACGAAGUCUCGAGACGAUUGGAACACAUCGCUGCCAGCAUUAAGCGGUUUGCCGCCAAGACCCAUCACGAGACCGGCUCGCCGAGUGCAUCCCUAAGAAACCAGCGCAAAUUCAUAAAAUACGAGCGCGAGCUGCUGCGGUUGAGGGAGGACAUACAGGCCCUAACGCGCUUUGCCAAUGCUCAGAUUGUUGCGUUUCGCAAGAUUCUCAAAAAGUAUAGAAAAUGGACCGGUUCAUCAUCGUUAAGCUCCAGGUUCAACGAAGAGGUGCUGAGCAACCCCAGGAGCUUUACGCGACGCAGCUUUGCCGACCUGCUGGAGCGGCACGACGAAAUCCAAGAGACGCUUCGCCAUGCCACCCCGGCCUUUAGUGAGCCUAGCUCGCCUUCAUCAGUCGACACGCCCGUCGCCCCUUCGAGGCACCCGUCAAGUUCGCAGCGCGUCACCUUUGAUCCUCUCCCGCCGUCCUACCUCGACCCCGAGCCGCAGCCCAAGUACUGGAACGAGUAUGACGACGGUAGCGACGCCGGCGGCCCAGACGACGAAUACGCAAUCUACGUCGAUCCCGACCAGGACUCGGGCUUCCCCGGCUUGAGCUACGCCCAGGCCAUUGUGUCGUUUCCCUUUGAAAAGGCCAAGGAGUGGCUAGGCAAACCGCGGUCGCCUGAGCGGCAGCCCCUCUUUUCCUCCAUCUCAUCCGGGGACUCGUUCAACCAGGGGUACGGCUCCACGACGGCGGUGCACACCGACUCGGAGGAGGAGGAGGCAUACGCCAGCUCCGACGGCUUCCCCACGCAAGGCUAUGCCGCGCACUACGCCCUGCCCAGCGUCGGCUCGCAGGAGCUGCGUCGUUACCGCGAGCGAGUCUUGUUAUUGGGCACCGUUGGCUGCUUCGGGGCCGCCUUUUUCUUCUUCGGCAUCGCCGGCAUCCUCAUCUCGACAGGCCGGCACAAGCUGCGAGUCGAAGUCGAUGCCGGCGCUACCGUUGGGGCAGUGGUCAGCCUGUUCUGCGCGUGCUCCGGCCUCGGCAUGACUCUUUACAGAGAGGACCACCUGUCUCUGCCGUAUCGCCUGAUGGUGUGGUGCACCUUUGUCGCCACCUGUUUGCUCAACGGCAUGCUACUCAUUCUCGUCCUGGGCAAUGCUCCCUGA